CUCGAUUCCCACCACAGAAAUACCACUUUCAAUCAAGUUCAUCUCCCCAAAGCCAUCAUGUCGACUUCGGCUCGCAGACGUCUGAUGCGCGAUUUCAAGCGGAUGCAGACCGACCCUCCCGCGGGCGUUUCGGCUUCCCCAGUAGCGGACAAUGUCAUGACCUGGAAUGCCGUCAUCAUUGGUCCUGCCGAUACCCCGUUUGAAGAUGGUACAUUCCGUCUGGUCAUGCAUUUCGAAGAACAGUAUCCCAACAAACCUCCCGGAGUGAAGUUCAUCAGCCAGAUGUUCCACCCCAACGUGUAUGGCACUGGUGAGCUGUGUCUCGACAUUUUGCAGAAUCGCUGGAGCCCGACCUACGAUGUGGCGGCCAUUCUUACAAGCAUUCAAAGUCUUCUGAACGACCCCAACACGUCAUCUCCGGCCAACGUGGAAGCUUCGAAUCUGUACAAGGACAACCGCAGGGAAUACGUCAAACGCGUGCGUGAGACGGUGGAGAAGAGUUGGGAGGAUUGAGAUGUCAGGCUGGUUUUGUGGUUUACACUCCUGACCGUUGUUUUUCGCACACGUUUUAUCAUGAAGCACGGCUGUUCCGGGAAGACAUUUGAUGGCGGGACGGAUAUGAUCGAUGGCAUACCAUAGCUUGGAGUUUCGGCACUGGGAUUUUCUACUGUUCUCUUGUUCGGCGUUUCUUCAAUCAAUAUUAGGACUACUCGCAUGGAUUGCUCCGAUCGAUGUGCAUAAUGCAAGGGCUUGUUUGGAUUUCCCCUCUUGUCAUGAUUUGACCCCGCAGUGUGGAUGGGGGAUUUUGAAACCGACUUGGCGUUUUGGGCCUGGUUGUAUCUGGGCAUUCGAUAGCAAUCAACUGCCA
Molecule: messenger RNA, 868 nt
Organism: Aspergillus campestris IBT 28561
Lineage: Eukaryota; Fungi; Ascomycota; Eurotiomycetes; Eurotiales; Aspergillaceae
Gene: ubc2
Product: E2 ubiquitin-conjugating protein RAD6
Exons: 3
Coding region: 58-513 (151 amino acids)
Biological process (GO): protein polyubiquitination; proteasome-mediated ubiquitin-dependent protein catabolic process; DNA repair
Cellular component (GO): HULC complex
Molecular function (GO): ubiquitin conjugating enzyme activity
Source: RefSeq, a predicted model, not a curated record